CUGGUAGAAGGAGUCAAUUAGCUAGUUACUUGAAAAUAGAAGUAGUCAAAAUGAAAAAUGCUCGUGUGAAAAAUGAUAUAUUAUUCUUAAGCAAAAUGAUGAGCAGUUUAUUCCAUGAACCAGCUGUGAAGAAACUUCUUGGUUGGAAACAAGGUGAUGAAGAGGAAAAGUGGGCCGAAAAGGCUGUGGAUGCUCUUGUUAAAAAAUUAAAAAAAAAAAAAAGUGGCUUGGGUACUAUCGAAGAUCUUGAAUUUGCUCUCGCAAAUCCUGGAUCUCAUAGUAAAUGUGUUACAAUACCACGAUCACUUGAUGGACGACUUCAAGUAUCACAUCGAAAAGGAUUACCACAUGUAAUAUACUGUAAAGUAUGGAGAUGGCGUGAUUUACAGUCACACCAUGAGCUGAAACCUGUACCUGAAUGUUUAUAUCCAUAUGAUAGCAAGCAGCAGUUAAUAUGUGUGAAUCCUUAUCAUUACCAAAGGAUUGAUCCUCAAAUUAUGCCAAUAGCGAUUCCGCAGUCAUCAUAUCCAUGCGGUUUCGUUCAGCGAGAUACCAUGAUGUCCAUGAACCCUGUGUGUCGAAACAUGUAUGCAUCGCACCAAAAUAUCGAAAUGCCUACCUCCAUUAGUGCCCCUAUGGAUUAUUGUACUUACAGAGAUUCAUCCUCUGAAGACUGUGAAACAGUGUCUCCGGAAGUAGAUUCGGGUUACUCUUAUCCAGAACCAAAUUUCUGGUGCUCACUUGGAUACUAUGAAUUAAAUUCUCGCGUUGGUGAACUUUUUAAGGUUAAAAAUUUUGAAGUAGUUGUUGACGGAUUCACCGAUCCUUCAAACUCCAAUGAUCGAAUCUGUCUCGGUCUGCUGACAAAUGUUAAUCGAAAUGCUACCAUAGAAAAUACUCGGAAACAUAUUGGAAAAGGUGUGAAAUUAACUUGUGAGGAUGCAACACAUAAUGUGAUUGUAACAAAUCUCUCGGAUUCUCCCGUUUUCGUGCAGUCUCGAAAUAGCAAUUAUAAGCUGAACUAUAUGCCAAAUGCUGUUUGUAGAAUACCUCCUGGACACUUUAUGUAUAUUUUUCACCACCAGUUGUUUGUGCAGAUGUUACGAAGGGCUGAACAAGAAGGUUACAACAAUGUUUAUGAACUGACAAAAAUGUGCUUCAUUCGAAUAUCUUUCGUAAAAGGAUGGGGUGGUCCAGAUUAUCAUCGUCAAGAUGUCACUUCUACACCAUGCUGGAUAGAAAUGCAAUUACACGGUCCUCUUGCGUGUAUAGAUCAAGUGAUUGAAAGACUAGAUCCGCCAGCAAAUCCAAUAUCAUCCGUGUCUUGAUA
Thelazia callipaeda (thelaziosis nematode) is the source of this 1330-nucleotide messenger RNA. The record is from the annotation of a GenBank genome assembly. NCBI's taxonomy places the organism in Eukaryota, Metazoa, Nematoda, Chromadorea, Rhabditida, Thelaziidae.